UAAUUGUAUUCCCUCCCUGCACUAUCUACAAAUAGCCCAUCUCCGCUUCGCUAGUUCUCACAACAAGCAAAUAUCAUCAAUCUUGCAAAGUAGAUUACUAGCUCCUAGGAUUAAGUAUUCCACAUUCAACAAUGGCCUCUCAAUAUUCUUGCCUCCUCUUGGCUUUGCUUGUUAGCUUAGCGACUCUAAACACCAGCCUCGCGGCUCGCAGUCUUUUAGACACUCCUGCGCCCGAAUCCGCACCGGUUGUACCAACCCAGCCUUCGAUACCGGCGCUUCCAAAACCGAUGAUCCCGACCGAACUACCACCCAUGCCAUCCAUUCCCAUUCCGACGAUUCCAUUGCCAAAACUUGCGGCCCCGCCCAUGCCCGAGAACCCGACCACUUUGCCGACCGAAUUGCCUCCGAUGCCCGCCAUUCCCACCAUUCCUUCUAUUCCUGAGAGCAUUCCUCCGAUGCCUUCGAUUCCGAAGACGAUUCCGUCCAUCCCCGGGGUUCAUCUUCCUCCCAUUCCUUUCUUAUCUCAGCCUCCCGCGACCACUAGCCCAUGAAGGGGAGAGUUUUCUCGUUUGGUUAAGUAAUAGU
Messenger RNA from Ananas comosus (pineapple), 585 nucleotides. RefSeq names its product lysine-rich arabinogalactan protein 19-like. NCBI's taxonomy places the organism in Eukaryota, Viridiplantae, Streptophyta, Magnoliopsida, Poales, Bromeliaceae. The record is from RefSeq and is a predicted model, not a curated record. Bases 132 to 551 code for a protein of 139 amino acids. The transcript has a single exon.